Messenger RNA from Schistocerca cancellata (South American locust), 9266 nucleotides. RefSeq names its product inactive dipeptidyl peptidase 10-like. Gene Ontology annotation, molecular function: serine-type peptidase activity; dipeptidyl-peptidase activity. The record is from RefSeq and is a predicted model, not a curated record. Lineage: Eukaryota; Metazoa; Arthropoda; Insecta; Orthoptera; Acrididae. The transcript is spliced from 17 exons. Gene Ontology annotation, biological process: proteolysis. The coding region runs from base 1500 to 4298 and encodes 932 amino acids.
UGUUGGAAACGUUGUUAGGGUGCAGCGGCUCUCUCCGGUUCGCAGCUCGGGUGACAGGUUGCGACUCCAUGAACAUACCGCGGUUAUCGGUGCCGUCAGAAUCCUCUUACAUUAACAGAGCGUUGCCGUUGUGACAUUCACUAGAAGCUGCGUGAAUCGUACUGGUUGUCAUUGCCAAUGAAUGGUGACAUUUAUGCAGAAACAAACCUGUAUUGUACACAAGUUACCGUGCAGUAGCAUCUAUUUUAAAUUACUACCAAGUUCAAAUAUUCGUAGGUUACUCCUUUGACAAGCUAAUUAUAGCCUCAAGACAGAUCGUACCAGGGUUCCAGAUAUUUCCUACAACGCAGUAGAGGGAAUUACCUCUUCUUCCGUCGCUGCCGCGUUUACUUCGUGCGGUAAAUAUUUACUCCGGACAGGAGCUUAAAAGCGCCUCUCUGUCUAUUUAUUUUUACUGUAGAACGCCCGAGAAGCUAAACCAGUUUUUGACAGUUACGACUCUCGCCUGCGUACCGCGCCAGCGAGUCUAUGCGUGGAGCGCAGUCAUUUCUCUUUGUGGCAAGAGAUCUAUAAAAAAACUUUAGAAUUAAUUUUGGUGGCUACUUUAAUCAGGAACGUACCUGUGGGAUAAAAACCUCGGUUGGUCAUGCACUUAGCUCGCUAACGUAGUGCAGUUUCUUCUUUCGCGCUGCUCACUUUGUGGGUGUGUAGCCUUGUGUCGGCGGUUCUUCCAUCAGGCUGCUCCAGGGAACAUCAAAGGCCAUCGGCGGCUUUCUUUAAAGGGGCGCUCGCUAUCUGCUCUGACCUACGCCCGGCGUAUGACGAUAAACUGGCACUUCGUGUUGUGUGUUGCCUCCGGCGUGCUUGCUUUUAGGACGUAAUGACUGCCACAACGGACGCUCCCGUAGAAUAUUACUCUGCCUUUUUUGGAGGCGCCGCAUAACCUUUAGAAUGUUCACUAGCUCUGCCUUGUCGCAGAAUCGAGCACGUGCGAGAGAGAAAAAUUGCUCCGACUUACACUAAAAUUCCGUCCGCGUAGUCGGACUUCAUGGUAGCCAGUGGUGGAAAAUUGAAGAAACCAUAAAGCUAACUUCAUUUGUUCUUGUUCUUUGUAACACUACACGUAGAGCAUCGCUGGUUUUGAACUGUUAUGUUUUAAGGAUUACGUCGUCUGUUUAAGCCGCUUUCCUCACUACAUCCGCCCACGCAGCCUUUGAAGUUUUUGAUGGGAAGCGCAAAAAAGAGGAACGAUUACAGGGGAUAUUCCGAGAAUUAAUUAAUGAAUUCGAGCGAAAACCACAGCAACAAAAACUGAUUUUCCUUUCGUCCGACUAGCUCUGCAGGGGAAAGAUGUGCUUAUAAAGAAAUUGUACUCUUUAUUCCUGUGAGUGCAUCGUAGGAAGGAUCGUCGUGUGAGCGAAACAACGAGGAAAACACUGUCACUCUUCGAGGCUUAAUAGAGAUAGAACCGCGCCCGCCCCGAGAGUGAAACCAGCGCCAUGUCCUCAGAAGACGAGGCAGUGCCCCGACUACAGCUUCCACUAGACGAAGAGACGGGCGGGGAAUCUGAAGACAAUCUGUCUGUGGUGGCCGGCACCACACUAACUGUAGGCACCAGCGCCACCACCGGGAGCUCCGACGGCCGUCAGGAUGACGACCACGGCUCCACGGAAGUGGUUAUUCAGGACGCGCCGCAGGAAGACAAGCAGCAGCUGGAGAACGGCGAGAAAGCUGCCGAGGGUGGCAAACCGCACCACCCGGUGGUCAUCGUGAGGUCGCCCCAGUCGCGCAAGACCUCCAGCGUCAAGAGGGUCGUCGCUUUCAUCGCACCCAAAGAGGAGCUGGUGGCGACCGGGCCCAACCAGCGCAACUGGCGCGGCAUCCUGAUCGCGCUGCUCGUGAUCGUGGCCGUGCUCGGCCUGAUCGUGUUCUCGAUCGUGCUGCUGUCGCCGCCCGACGAAGGGCCCAGGGUGAAGGGCACCAAGUUCACGCUGGACGACGUGCUGAGUCCGCGCUUCCGGCCGCCGCCCUUCAACGGCACCUGGGUCUCCGAGACCGAGCUGGUGUUUCGCGACCAGUUUGGCGGCGUCUCUCUCCUCAACGCCGAGAACCUCACCACCAGGGUCGUCAUGACCAACUCGACCUUUAGACAACUGAACGCGGCGGACUUCCUCAUUUCGAGCGACCUUAAGUACGUCCUGCUAGUGUAUAACAAGAAAAAGGUGUGGCGCUACUCCUACCAGGCAAGCUACCACGUCUACGAGGUAGAAACACAGAACAAGUACUCGGUGUCGCCGGUGGAGCUGGACCGGCAGGCGCCGCGCCUGCAGCACGCCGUGUGGUCCCCUCGCGGCUCCAGCCUGGCCUUCGUGCACGACAACGACGUCUACUACAGCGCAGACCCGCGCCGCAGGGCGCCCGUGCGCGUCUCCAGCACCGGCGUGCCCAACACCGUCUUCAACGGCGUCGCCGACUGGCUCUACGAAGAGGAGAUCCUGAAGAGCAGCGGCGCGAUGUGGUUCAGCCCGGAUGGCCGCUACCUGCUGUACGCCACGUUCAACGACACGCAAGUGGGAGAGCUGCGCUACCCCUGGUACGGCACCGCCCAGAAGGACCGCCCCCAGUACCCACAGCUGCGCACUCUGCGGUACCCCAAGGUGGGCACGCCUAACCCCGUGGUGACGCUGUGGGUGGCGGACGUGAGUAACCCCAAGCAGGUAAUCGUCACCGACCUGAAGCCGCCGCUCGAGGUCAAGUCUUCACAAGCUCAGUGGGACCAGUACUUCACGUCGGUGAGGUGGCUAUCGAAUGAUGAGGUGUCCGUGGUGUGGCUGAACCGCCGGCAGAAUGUCUCAGUCAUAUCCAUUUGCCGCGCCAAGGUGUGGAAUUGUGAGCAGACGCACCUCGAGCAGUCCAGUACUUGGCUGGAGCCUGGGGAGGCGCCCCUAUUCUCCCCGGAUGGUGCAACGUACGUGACGGUGCUGCCGGUGCAGGAGGCGGACCUGGGCAGCUACCCACAUGUGGUCCAGGUGGAAACGGAUACGCAGCGCGCGACCACGCUCACACAGGGCGCCUUCGAGGUCACCAGUAUCGCCGCCUGGGACCACGAGAACCACCUUGUAUAUUUCGUGGCAGCUCCCGAAGGUGUCCCUGGGGAGAGGCACCUCUACAGGGUGGGCGAUGCCAACAGCACACUCAAGUCAUGGGAGUGCCUCACCUGCCCACCCCCAGAGGUACCCCCUGGACAUCCUGACACAGUCAAGCCCUGCAAUGAAACUAGUGACUUGGACUGGGUGUGCCUGUUUGUGCAACCUCACUUCAGCCCAGGCCUGUCACCUAGAUAUUAUGUCCUGGAAUGCCUAGGGCCCGAUCCACCAUUUCAUGUCUUGGUCGAUGCACUGUCAAACACCAGAAUUGCUAUGUUGGAUUCCCUAAAUUCUUUAAGAGACAGACUGGCAAAAAUGGCUAUGCCUCAAGUGAGAACAUUCAAAGUCCAAGUUGCUGAUGGUUUCCAUGCUCAUGUAAGGUUUCACUUGCCUCCCGGAUUGCGAGAAUAUGAAGACAUGAUAUUUCCACUGGUACUGCACGUAUGUGGAGCUCCUGGAUCACAAUUAGUGUCUUCAAAAUGGGGUGUUGACUGGCCAACAUACUUGGCUGGCAACAGGAAUUUCAUUGUUGCUCAAGUUGAUGGCAGAGGGUCUGGUUUCCAAGGAAAUCGGAUGAGGCAGCAGCUGUAUAGGCAGCUUGGUUCUGUUGAAAUUGAAGAUCAAAUUGCUGUGAUUAAGUACCUAAAAGACAAUCUUAAGUUUAUUGAUAAAGAACGGGUUGGUGUUUGGGGAUGGAGCUAUGGUGGAUUUGCUGCAGCUAUGAUUCUUACUGAAGAUGAGAAGGUGUUCAGAUGUGGCAUAUCAGUUGCUCCUGUUACUAGUUGGGCUCAUUACGAUUCUGCAUACUCAGAGCGAUACAUGGGCUUGCCAGAGGGAGAGGACAACUACCUAGGAUAUGAAAAAGCAGAUGUAACAAAAAGAGCAGGAAAUCUUCAAGACAAAAUGUUCUUGUUAAUUCAUGGAACAGCAGAUCACACUGUGCAUUACCAACAGAGUAUGUUGCUUGUACGAGCACUAACAAAAGAAGGAGUGCUCUUCAGGCAUCAGACGUAUCCCGAUGAAGGAAACACAUUCUCUGGAGUCAAAAAUCACUUGUACCGAGUAAUGGAGUCAUUCUUUAAUGACUGCUUUGGACCACUGGAUUUUGAAGAAUGGGAGUUUGGAACAAAUCUUUUCUCUUUCAAGCAAUAGCAGAACAGUGAGGCUGCAAUUGUGCAGUUUCUGUGAAGUGUGUCUCUAUUUGCUGCUGAGAAGAUGAUCAAGGUGCUGUACUUGAGCACCUCUGUUUUUGCAUCACAGCCAUGGAAUACAGUAGCUGAAUGCUGCAAUCACUAAAGCACACUAAAAGAAUUGUGCCAGAUACAAGUGCAAUGUAUGCAGUUGUUUACCAGUGUGUAACUUUCCUCCUAUGGCAGUAUUUUUAUUUUAUUCUCUUAUUACAGUUUCCCUUUCCUUGUCAGGCAUUAGAAUAUUAACAAGAAGAGGUCAUUUCAUAGAUCAAGCCUUUCUUAAUAAGAUAUUGCAUAAAACUGCUUAUUUAUGAAUAAAUUUCUGCUGUGGAAUAUACUCAAUAAAGAUGGCCAAAAAAUCUUGAGACCAACAGUAAGAAAAUUAACUUUUUGUUUUUCUAUAUUGAUAUAAUGCUGCAGUAUUUUCUAUUCCAUUUAACAUUGUAAUGCACAAAUUAGAUUGUGAGUUCUGACUCAGUGUUUGUGCAUAAUCUGCUAGUAACUUUGGCCUUGGGUAUAUAUAUGUAUAUGACUGUACUUCAUUACACUAUGUGUUACAGUUUCCUGUAAACAAAACAUGAACAAAGUAAUAUUGCUCUCACAGCAGAUGAAAGUCAUGUAUCACACUAAAAUGGUUCAGAGACAAUCAAAUUUAGAAGAACAAAUAUUUGAUCAUUUUGUAUGAACAGGUAGUAUUUACAUUUCAGUCCAUAUUUUCCUCUGCUUUCUCACUGAAAUGCCCUACAUUUCAAUAAAACUCACACACAGCAUUACACUGUAAAUAAAAAUUCAUUCUAUUAUUAUAAAUCCUCUUAUGGCCUACUUCUUGUUGAUAUGAAUGAUUCCUCUCUGUGACUAGCCUUGGUAUAAGAAUAUAGUCUGUCAUCUCAUUUUUUUUUUUUUUUAAUUGAGAGAACUGGUGAUCUUACAUUUCAUUAUAUACCAGUAAAAAUUUCAAAUACCUUUGCACUGAAAUCACAGUCCUUGAGUACUUCUGCCAUAUUCUGCAACAGAAAUAAAACUUUCAUUUUCUUUGUCCAUAUACUGCUGUGUAUAUCUGCCCAGGCACUAUCUUUAAAACUAUGAAUAUUAUACAACUAAUUUAAUUUCAUCAAAAGUUCAAAAAUUAUUUUAUAAACAAAUACAAAUUUAGCUCACUUUUCAUUAUCAAUGGCAACUUAACAUCAUCAUCAGCAUGAUCUAUCUUUCUUACAUUUUCCCACCAUUACUAAAGUAACUUCAUUAUAAUACAUAAAAUAAACACCGUACUGCUGAAGCAAAUGAAAAUGUUUUAAAACCUCAUGGUUUACCAUGUGAAUGCUACUUUGCUGAAAUCAUUUUAUUCUAAUUUGUAAACUUGGUACAAUCAAGAAUAGUGCUGGUGGAGAAUAAUUUUAAAAACAAAUAAUCCAUCACCAUUUCUUUGUUUUUUCAUCAAUUGCCUAUUCAGCUUUUCAGUCCUCAUUUGAUGAUGUUUUACAGUAACAAAUUAACUCCUCGUCAGAGCUGAAUGUUUUUUUAAAUUAUUCAUAAAGUUUCAUAUUUUUAUAAGAAUCAAAAUAAAACCAAUCGUAACAAAGAACCAUUUUUGAUAGUAAUAAAUUCUGAAGUACAGGGCAGCUACUUAGCAUUAAAAUACACUGUGUGGGCUUUCAACUACAUAUACUCCAAGUUAUAUACUUCUGUUGGGAGAGUACUCACAAGAAACUAAUGAACAUUGUGUAGACAUAACGACUGUAUGCUAAACAGUGGUUGUAAGUAUUGUUACUUAAAAAUAAAUAUAUUUUUAUGAUAAACAACUAGUUAAUAAAUAAUGCAUAUUAAAUGUAAAAGCUAACUUGAAAAGGACAUUUAAGUGUAGAAUCUAGUUGUCUAUGAAGAGAGACUUUUUAGUACGGAUCAGAAGAGCCCAGUAAGAAGACUGUAAAAUUCCUUUGCAAAGUCAGUCUACAAGUGCAGUUAUGUUUAUUACAAUAAAUUUAUAGUCUAUGUCUAUGAAAGUGAAGGAAUUCCAUCCAAGAUGCAGAUCAUAAGGUAAUGUGGUUUUUAAUUAUAUGUACCCUCACCAACUCUCCUAGAGUUGAGGGUUUUCAUACAGACAAACUUCUGCUGGUACUCCAAUUGCAUCAUUUCAUAGAGUCAUGAGUUCUCAAGAAAUGCAGCUAACAAUUGCAAAAUUCAGACUGUGCAGCAGUGUUUGCAAUAGUGCCUAAAGUUUGUGCAUCUCAAAGUACAUUGAAAUGUUUAGUAACUAGUGAGUUAUUUAUUUCAAAGUUAAUUGCAGGUCUUCAUUGAAUUUAAUUUUAAAUCAGCUGGAUGGUGAAAUGUUUACAGUUCUGAUUGUCCUUUGUGCCCUGUUUUGUGAAACCUCACAGUUCCUUCAUUUUUUUUGCCAGUGUUUAUGGUUUCAAAAUAUCUCAUGUUCGUUAACUUCAAAUAAAGAUUGAAAAAUUACAGAGACAGAAAAUCAUAAACUACAACACUUAUGUCAGUUAAUAUGUUGCUAACAUACUGACAAUAUUUAGUAAAUUCAUAAACAUAACGUUUUCAAUUGAAAAUUUUGAUAAGUUUACUAAAGUUUAUUACUGUCCCCUCCUCAAGUAUAGAUUAAUCAAAUUUCUCUUCACAUAUACACCACAAUCAAUCAACCAAUGUCAGAGUAGAACAGAAAGCAGAGAUAGAAUCCCGUAUUCAGGAAAUAUAAAUAAUAAAGUCUUUAAAUUUCUUUGUAUCUGAUGUCAGGAGCAUAGUUAUUUUGACUUGUGUCGGAUGUACAUGAUUGUAAAGUGCAGCAAAUGGCUAAAAAUAUGCUGACCUAUGGAACUGGGUUAAUAUGUUGACCAUUCUUAUUCAGCCUUUGCAGAUGAACUGUGUACUCACUCUUACAAGCAAUGAAGUCAUCUACCAUAUCAGUCCACAUUUUCACAAAACCAUCUAAUAGUAACUUAAACUGUUAUUGAUCCAAAGAUAAUUUCUGCAAUUCAACACUAGACAGUACUUUUUUUUAAAUUAGUGAAUGGUAUUUGCAGCCAAAAUCUUUUCAAGUUAGUAUCACAGUACAAUGAUUAGUUCUCCAUUUCUGAUCUUAAUUUUUUUUUCUUCACUUUAACACUUUAGUGGGCUCAUUUAAUUUGCAUGUAACAUGUCUGUGGCUUACUGGUCUAUUAUCUUCAGUAAUUUUGCAACAAAAUAAUGAGGAUUAUGGGAUUGCAUGCAACUUCCCCAGCAUUUAGUGAAAGGCAUCAUUAAUAUCAGUAACACGCUGUCCUGCUUUACUGAACAUGGAUGAACAAUAUUAUUAUUGUGCUUAAUUUACAUUAAUAAACAGUUACAUAUCUAAGAUUCAGUUGUUUGUAUCAUCCUAUUAAUCUCUUCUAAAUGUGCAAUAUGUUCACCUAACUUUCUUUUAAGUGUUUACUGUUUAUAUAUUAAUUUACAAUUGAGCUGCUAGCGUUUGUAACAUAUAGAAGUUAUUUUCAUUUGGUGAUUUAUUAAUUUUAUGAAAAGCACUAAGUGUAUUCAGUUAAAUAUGACUAAGAUUUCUCAGUUUAAAAAAUAAAAAGGAAUAAACCUCUUCAUAUUUCAAUCAGUUCACGUGAGAAAUACUGCUUCUGCUUCAAGUUUAUACUUAAUUUUUGUUCUAUGUUAUUAACUAUGUUAAUUUUUUGGUACUAUUUAAUCUUAUGUGGCUAAAUAUAGGAGACUCUUCUUUAAUUUAAUAUAAGCAGAAUAAAUACAAAAUUACAAGGGAUGGUCAUUUAUGCUGAUCUUCUUUCUCUACCUAAUACCACUGAAAAUAUGACAGGUUAAUAUCAUAGUUCACAGUGAGUAAUAUAUUUCAUCCUUUGAUCAUUUGUAACAUCUCAGUCUCUUAAGUUGUGAGAAAGAAAAAUUUCCAUCUUAUAUUACUGUGCAGAAAAUACUGUCUGUUGCUAGUUUAAAUGGUUGCAAUUAUGUGCUUCCAUUUUAAUAACAUUAUAGACUCUUUAAUUGAAACAUAAAUACAUGAAAGGUAACAGAAUUAUGAAAGAGACAUUAUAACUGCAGACAGCUUUUGCAAAGUUCAACAAGAAGCAGUUAUUUCAAAAUUCUCCAGACCUGUAAUUUGAAAAUGCUUCAAAUUUGGUGUUUCAAAUAGGAAGCCAUUAUUUUCAAAUUAUUUUGUAUGUGCUAAUUGAAAUAUACAUACACAUACACACACAUAUAUAUAUAUAUAUGAAGAGAAAACAUCUAUGUUAAAUCUUCUACUCAGACACUUUCAUAUUCCAGUAAGGCACAUUUUCAUUCUAAACAAUUUUAAGUGUGUUAGUCUAAUAACAAAUUAAAGAUUUAAUUAUGUGAGAGUCGGUGCUUGUAUUUUCUGAAGUUUCAAGAAAUGUAACUUGAAGUUGUCUAAAGCUAUGUUUCUGUAUAAAUCAUUGUACAUAGAAAAGUUUCUAUAGAAGAGUACUAAGAAAUAUAUUUACCAAAGCAAUGUAUGUACUUGUCAUUACUUCACUUGCUUCACUAAACAGACAUGUCACUGCAUCUAAAACUUAAGAUUCGACUAUCUGUUCACAGAAGUUGUGUUUAUGACAAGCAGUAGACAAAUGAAAAGUUGCUAAGGAAUGAAGAAUAUUUAAGAUUUUACAGAUGUUUACUGUAUAAGUGACUUAUUAAUGCAUUAUUAAUGCAUUACUGUUAUUAGUCUGGGAAAUAAUGUAAUAUUAAAUGGUAUUAUGCAUUAACAGUCCAGCUGUCAAUCUGUGUUGUAUUGAAUAUCAGUACCAAAUUUAAUUUUGUCAGUGUAUUGCUGCUGGUGUGAUUAGACCUAUGGAUGUUUUACAUGGUAUAGUUAAAGUUUUUAUGGUGUUAUCACUAGCUAUGAAGAAAUAUUUGUUAUGCAGUUUUCAUUACGUAUACUGUUAUUUUGUAAUAAAACAUUUUUUGU